UAUCAAGAAUCCGAAAUCUCAAGUCCAAGACCUAAUCAUGAAUUACAUUAUUGGCUUAAAGAUUUGUAUACUAAUAUUUCUGAUCAAAACAUCAGAGGUUUUCGGAAUAUAUAAAUGUUAUGAAUGUCGAAGCUCACCCACGGAUGACAGUUGCAAAACCAUAAUUUAUAAACAAAAGAAAUAUUUAAGACAGUGUGGUCCAAACACAUUUGCGUGUUUUACACUUGAAGUACAAUCACGUGAUAUUCUUGGAAACUAUAUAGUUCGUAAAGGAUGCUUUCAUGGACAAAACAUACUUACUGAUGGGCGUGAAAUCGAACCACUUGGACACUAUCAUUAUUGUGCUUACGAUUCCUGCAACUAUGCACAUGAACUAUUUGAUUUGGAAAUUCUGCCAGGAGAUCUGAUCGAAAAUCGAAAAUGCUUAAGUGUGGAUGUACGUGUGAGAGACAAUGAAGAGUAA
Lucilia sericata (common green bottle fly) is the source of this 463-nucleotide messenger RNA. RefSeq lists its product as uncharacterized. The coding region runs from base 38 to 463 and encodes 141 amino acids. The record is from RefSeq and is a predicted model, not a curated record. NCBI's taxonomy places the organism in Eukaryota, Metazoa, Arthropoda, Insecta, Diptera, Calliphoridae. The transcript is spliced from 3 exons.